Myotis daubentonii (Daubenton's bat) is the source of this 766-nucleotide messenger RNA. Its product is annotated as atherin-like. NCBI's taxonomy places the organism in Eukaryota, Metazoa, Chordata, Mammalia, Chiroptera, Vespertilionidae. The coding region runs from base 117 to 632 and encodes 171 amino acids. The transcript is spliced from 2 exons. The record is from RefSeq and is a predicted model, not a curated record.
CCUUUCUCCAACAGUGGAAGGGGAGGCGAAGAAAGGAAGGUUGGGUAGAGAGACCGGAGAGACAGAUGGAGGUGAUCGGAGGCAGGGGUGAUAAUUAGGCCGUGCUACAAUGCCAGAUGUGGCCGGGGAAAGGUGUCUCUAGGCAUUUCGAUGCAGCAAGGCAUCAGCCCGUACACAAAGGAGGCGCCAGUGCCGCACUGCGCUCUGGUAGUCGUAGUCAGAUCCCCAAACGGAUGACAGCCGGUGAAACUAUCGGGUCCGGGGCCAGAGCAGGCCCUUCUCAGCCUCCGGCUCUUGCAGCCUCACACAAAGGACCGCGCCACCACCCCUCCGCCCCGCCCGCCGGGACUUGUAGUUCCCGUUCCCUCGCCAAGCCGCAGAGGAGAAAGCGGCCAGACUACAACUCCCAGCAGCCUCCGCGGCCGAGCCCCGCACCCCUGCCUCCAUCUUGGCUGCGGUCGGAGCCUCCAUUUUCGCUCCCUCCCCCCCUUAAGUCACCACCACCGCCACCACGCGCGGACGCCUGGUCUCGACUCUUCGUUUCGGCUCUGCGGCCUGACGUGAGGCCUCUACAGUCGAACAGGGGCCGGGUGGGAAAGCCCGAGGCGGAGACUCAGGAGAGGAAGAGAUAGAAACAUCAAUGAAAGAGAAUCAUUGAUUGGCUGCCUCCUUCACGGGGUCUACUGGGGAUUGAGCCCACAACCUUGGUAUGUGCCCUUGAGCGGAAUCAAACCCGGGACCCUUCAGUCUGCAGGCUGAAGCUCUA